Messenger RNA from Iphiclides podalirius (scarce swallowtail), 4650 nucleotides. Lineage: Eukaryota; Metazoa; Arthropoda; Insecta; Lepidoptera; Papilionidae. The record is from the annotation of a GenBank genome assembly.
AUGAUUGAAAUUUGUUUCGGAAGAGGAUUUCGAUGGCGAUGGUGGUGGCGGUGGCGUGGCGUGGUGGUGCGGAACCCGCGCCGCUCCGCGGGCCGGCUGCUGGCGGACGCGGGCGACGGCGCCGAGGCGGACCUGCUCGGCACCACGCCGCCCAGGGCGCGCAUACGCGACAAGGAGAAGCGCAGGCCGAUCUACCGGAGCAACACGGACGUGGAGGCCAGCCUGCAGAGGGCGCGCGGCGAGAGCGCCGCCGAGCUGCAGCCGCCGCCAGUUCCAGAGCGGCUGAAGAAGCGCGCCAGCCUGAAGCUGAUGCGCGCACGCGAGAGGGACUGGAAGCAGGAGCUGGGCGAGCACGAGCCGCGCGCCGACUCGCUGCCGUCGCCCGGCCCCGCCGAGCCCACGCUGGUGGAGUCGUGCAGCCGCUUCAUGUCGCUGAGCUCUCGGCUGAAGAGCCGCGCGGAGGAGGCGGAGCAGUGCCAGCGCUGGCCGAGCGAGCAGCAGCUGCCGCCGAGCCGCGUCAGCUUCCACAACACCUUCAGCCUGCUCAUUAACAUGGGCAACGCCGACAAGGGCUGCAAGCGCACCAUCAGCCGCGAGGAGCAGGUGUGGCAGAACGAGCUGAAGGACCUGAUCUGGCUGGCGCUGCAGGCGCGCCUGGCCGGCCGCAGCCUGCCGCAGCAGGACGCCUACCUCUGCGCCCAGCGGGACCUCAUCCCCGGUGUCGUCGACACCAUCCUGAACUACAAAUUCGUGAACCCGUUUCCGUGUCCCGCUGCGCAAAUGGCAAAGCCGCAAAUCGGUCUCGAAGUGGAUGAAGAUAUUGAGCCGCAGACGUGCCUGUGUUUGGAGUGCGCGCGCUGCUGCGGCAGCAUCGGCGCGGCCAUGCGCGAGGUGUCUUCGCUGCUGGAGGCGUUCUACGGCGCCGCAGACCUCUACCCGUCCAGCUCGGCGGCCGAGGCCGACCAGCCCAGCCUGGCGCGGCCGCAGCUCAAGCACCGCGUGCGGGCGAUGUGCGUGUGGUUCAACGCGGCGCUGCACAUGCGCCAGAAGCUGGAGUCGCUGCGGCGCAUGCUGCGCAGCGCCAGCCUGGCGCGCGCCCCUCCCUGCGCCCGCCGCCUCCAGCAGCUCGCCUCCAGCGACUCGGACCUCUCGGGAAUGUCGUCGGAGGGCCACCGACCUUGCCAGGUGCAGUUCGACGUGAGCAACACGCCCACCGACUCCAGCAGCAGCGACGCGAGCGCGCACUGCGCCGACAAGAGCCGGAGCUCCGACGAGGUGUCUGUUAAUCUGCCUACGGGGUGUGCCAUCGAACACAAGCGGGAGUCGACGGAACUUAGCAAUGAAGAAAAGAAUACGGAGGAAGUAAGAGGUGUAGAUAACAACGAAGAAGGGACCAAUGGCAGCCAUGAACAUCGAGAGGAUGUCGUUGAUAGCGGCAUUGACAGCAGAUCUGAUACCUUAGGCGAUACCACCCCCGAGAUCUGGCAGCCGGAGGAGCAGGACCAGGGGGCGGAGGGGGCGGACGACCCUCUGCAGCUGGGCUCCCUGCACGAGCUGGCCCAGCUGCGCCUGCUGGGCAGGACGCACGUGCCCCUCUACAGGGACUACCAAUACGAGAUGCUGAAGACGCAGGGCGUUCGUCGUUGCAUGACUUUCAUCCAUAAGAUCUGCUACAAAUUGUUACGAAAAGUGUAUUUCACGCUACUUCCCGAGAAUGUAGAACUGGACUCCUCAUUUUCCGACGAGUUUACGGAGUCCCUUUUGAACUCAAAGAGUGAGUCGCACGAUAAGAAUGAAACCAAAUCCAAAUUUGAGGAUGCAUUUGAAUUGCGCAGGUACGGGUGCUGGUCGCCGGAGACGGUGGGCAUGCGGCUGCCCUGGUUCCGCAGCCACUUCGUGCUGCUGGGCUGCGUGUGCAUGGAGGCCAUGCACGACUACCUGGCGCUGCGGCUGGAGACGCGCCCCGCCCACCCCUCCUGCCUCACCGUCAAGCAGCUGAUCCACGAGCUGAAGGAGGGGCUGGACCUGGCCACGGAGAUCCGCUCGGGCUUCGUGCGCUACGCCUUCGCGGCGCUCAGGGGCCUGGCCGCUCGUUCCGCGCAGGGCCCGGACCUGCUGCGGCUGCUGCGCACCUUCGACGCCACCGUAGAGACCGCGCUGCAGCAAUACCUGUCGUACCUGAGCACGAUGUCGGAGACGGAGGCGCUGCCGCGCUCGGCGCUGGCGGCCGAGUGGGCGUUCACGGCGCGCCUGGCCGCGCGGGCGCCGCGCGCCGCCGCCGCCGCCCCGCCCGCCUUCGUCGACAUCGCGUGCAAGCAGCUGCGCCGGCUGGUGCGGCGCUUCGACGAGCGGUUCGACGGCCUCGAGGAGAUGGUGAGCUCGAAGGAGAGCGAGGGGCCCAGUGCGCGGCGCAGGUACGUGGUGUUCGCGGUGUGCCGCGCGGCGCAGGAGGCGUUCGUGGGCGAGCGCGAGGCGGUGCUGCAGGCGGCGCAGGCGGCCAGGGCGCUGGCGGCGCGGCUGCCGCUGCGGCGUGCGGCCCACAGGGCGCCGCUGCUGGGGGCGCUGGUGGCGCUGCGCGACUGCCUGGUGCGGCACACGGAGCGCAUCCUGGAGCGCAGCCGGCUGCCGGCCGAGGAGGCGGCCGACCUCUCCGACGGCACGGCGGCGCGCGUGCGCGAGCUGCUGCUGCAGGCCUACAAGCUCGGCUUCGAGCUGCACCGCGAGCUGUACGCGCUGGCGCAGGCGCCGCGGCGGCACGGGUGGGGCGGGAGGGGCGCUCCGCGGGGGCGUGGGCGGGGGCGCCCCUCGUCGCUGCAGCCCCCGCCGCCCCCACGCCCCCCGCCCGCCGCCGGCGCCCGGCGCAGGCCCGACACCGUCGUAAUCCACGAAUCCGUCAACCCCCUGUUGCACAAGGAGCUUCAUCGGUUCGUGAACGAGAGUUGGGGCCGCAACGGCCCCUCCGCCCCCUCCGCCACCCCCGGCCCCCCUGGCCCCGGCGCCGCCCGCGCAGAGCGCAUAUCCCGCUCCAAGCUCCUACGUUCGGAGAGCAUCAUAGAGGAGGGCGUAUUCGAUUAUAGAAUCUUCGAGGGCGCUACGGAGAGCACGAAACAGAACGAUUUGGAAGAGUUGUUAGCGAGUGCCGAGGGCUGGGCUCCAGCCGCUGCUGGGGUCGCGGGGGGAGUCGAGGGGGAGGGGGGAGUGAAGGAUGCGGAGGGAGAGGAGGGGGUAAAGGUAGAGGGGGGUGCGGAGGGGGAGGAGUGCGGUGCGCUGGAGGAGCAGUGGGCGGCGCAGGUGGCGCGCGCCAUCAUAGAGUUCGCGAGGUGCUGGAUGCGCUUCGUGAUGGAGCGCUGCGAGCGCGGACGCGGCCUCAGGCCCAGAUGGGCCAGCCAAGGUUUAGAGUUCCUGAUGCUCGCCUGCGACCCGUGGAACACCAAACAUUUGAGCGACGAGGAGUUCGAGGAGCUGAAGCAGCUGAUGGACGCGUGCAUCUCGCACGUGAUCGGGUCGCGGCCCGCGGCGCCCGCCGACCCGCCCAGGCGCCCCAAGCGCGCCCUGCACAGUCCUUCGGCGAGCGGCGCGGCGUGCCGGGAGCCGCAGAGUCCCCCCGCCGAGGGCGACGCGCCCGCCCUGCCGCAGCGCGACCGCCUCGACCACGCGGCGGGGUGCGCGCGGUGCGGCGGGCGGGCGGCGCGCGUGGCGCUGGCCGUGGCGCUUGUGGAGCGCGAGCGGGAGGGCGGGCUGCGCGCGCGCGGCGCCGUGGGCCGGCCGCUGCCCGCCGCGCCGCCCUGCGCCCAGCCCAAGCUGCGCCAGCUGGCCUUCAAGUGGCAGCGCGGCCUCAAGAUCGGCGCCGGCUCCUUCGGCAAGGUGUACACCGUGGUGAACACGGAGAGCGGCCAGCUGCUGGCCAUGAAGGAGCUGAGCGUGUGCGCGGCCGACCGGCGCGCGCUGCAGCGGGCCGCCAACGAGCUGCGGCUGCUCGAGGGCGUGCUGCACCCCCACCUCGUGCGCUACUACGGCUGCGAGCUGCACCGCGAGGAGCUGCUGCUGUUCAUGGAGCUGUGCGUGGAGGGCUCGCUGGAGGCGCUGGUGGGCGCGGCGGGCGCGCUGCCCGAGCACACCGCGCGCCGCUACGCCAAGCAGCUGCUCAGCGCCGUGGCCGAGCUGCACGCCAGGGGCAUCGUGCACCGCGACAUCAAGAGCGGCAACGUGUUCCUGACCAACGAAGGCCACUGCCUCAAGCUGGGCGACUUCGGCUGCGCCGUCAAGAUCCGCGCCAACACCACGGCGCCCGGCGAGCUGCAGGGCUUCGUCGGCACCCAGGCGUACAUGGCGCCCGAGGUGUUCAUGAAGUCGUCCGGGCACGGGCGAGCGGCCGACAUCUGGUCGCUGGGCUGCGUGGUGACGGAGAUGGCGUCGGGGCGGCGGCCCUUCGCCGAGUACGACAGCAACUACCAGAUCAUGUUCGUGGUGGGCAUGGGCGGGCGGCCCCUCGUGCCCGACGCGCUGUCCGAGGAGGGCCAGGAGUUCUGCCGCCUCUGCCUCACGCACGACCCGGAGCUGAGGCCGCGCGCGGACGCGCUGGCGCUGCACCACUUCCUCAUGGUGAAGUCGGACGAUGACUGCAAAUGCGAAUCCGCAUACCUCAUGGCU